Molecule: messenger RNA, 1737 nt
Organism: Helobdella robusta
Lineage: Eukaryota; Metazoa; Annelida; Clitellata; Rhynchobdellida; Glossiphoniidae
Exons: 16
Coding region: 1-1737 (578 amino acids)
Biological process (GO): diacylglycerol metabolic process; lipid phosphorylation; intracellular signal transduction
Molecular function (GO): ATP-dependent diacylglycerol kinase activity
Source: RefSeq, a predicted model, not a curated record
AUGCAUUCAUUCAUUCAUUUCUUCAUUCGUUCAUUCAUUCAUUCAUUCAUUCGUUCACUCAUUCAGGACACAGCAGUAACGAACGAUCACAUUUGGAUCAGCACAAACGCAUCUGGAGAUACAUGCUAUCUAGCUGACAUUGAAUGUUCUGUAUGUUUGUGUUUGUGUAAAUCUGGAUUUCGCAAGAAGUGUGCGAGUUGUAAGAUUGUUGUUCAUGUUGGAUGCAUACCUAAGUUAGAUCAGAUGAUUUUUAAAUGUAAACCAACAUUUUGUGAAGGAAGUCACAGAAAUUAUAGAGAGAACCCGACGACAAUGCGUCACCAUUGGGUGCAUAGGAGAAGGCAGGAUGGGAAAUGUUCCAAAUGCGGAAAGUCCUUCCCGCAGAGGUUUUCCUUUCAGAACAAGGAAAUAGUUGCGAUUGGUUGUUCCUGGUGCAAGAUGGCCUACCACAACAAGAUCACGUGCUUCACCAUGAGCUGUUUAGAGGAGUGUUGUUCGUUGGGAGAACAUUCUAGAAUCAUCAUCCCGCCAUUUUGGAUUAUCAAACUUCCAAAAAAGCGAUCGACUCACCUACGUGUAUCAUCGUCAUCAUCAUCGUUACUCUCACCACUUCUGACGUCGUCGUCGUCGUCCUCAUUAUCGGCGUCACCGUCUUAUAAAUCGUUCAUCGUGAAGCCACUUCCGUCGCCACACAACCUUCCACUGCUGGUCUUCAUAAACCCGAAGAGCGGGGGAAACCAGGGCUGCAAGCUCGUCAACAAAUUCUUCUGGUACCUCAACCCCAGACAAGUCUUCGACCUCACUAAAACCAAGCCCCAGACCGCAUUAGAACUCUAUCAGAAGGUUCCUAAUCUCAGGAUUCUGACAUGCGGGGGUGACGGAACGGUGGGGUGGGUCCUGUCGGCCAUCGACCACCUCCAACUUCAACCCCACCCCCCUGUCGCCAUCUUGCCUUUGGGGACCGGAAAUGACAUGGCCAGGACUUUAAACUGGGGAGGGGGCUACACAGACGAACCAGUGAGUAAAAUUUUAUCAUCCGUUGAAGAAGCUGUUUCCGUUCUUGUGGACAGGUGCAAUAUUGGUGGUGGCGGUAGUAGUGGUGGGUGUGGAAAUAGUGGUAGUAGUGGCGGUGGUAGCGUCACGAAGCUUCCACUCAACGUAAUGAACAAUUAUUUCAGUAUUGGGGCCGAUGCUAAUGUUACGCUCGAAUUUCACGAGUCCAGAGAAGCCAAGCCGGAGAAGUUCAACAGCAGGUUCAAAAACAAAAUGUUCUACGCCGGGGUCGGGGGCAUAGAUAUUUUGAAGAGGAGUUGGAAGGAUUUAACGGAGUACAUAUGCCUAGAAUGUGACGGACAAAACAUGGAUUCAAUUGUGAAGCAUUCGAAAUUUCACUGCUUACUAUUCCUCAACAUCCCAAAGUACGCCGCAGGAACCAACCCGUGGGGCAACUCAUCUUCAAGUAACUUUCGCCAGCAGAAACCAGACGAUGGAUACCUGGAGGUUGUCGGAUUCACCGCUGCUUCAUUGGCCAGUCUGCAGAUGGGUGCCCACAGUGGAGUCAGGGUGACUCAGUGUCAGAAGGCCUGCGUUAAAACUUUCAAGUCCAUGCCUGUCCAGGUGGAUGGAGAGCCCUGUCGUCUUUCUCCUUCCACCAUCACGAUCGAACGGAGAAACCAGGCUUGCAUGCUCCAGAAACUGAAGAAUAGAGGCUCAACAUCGUCUGUGCAAUCUGGGUGA